Molecule: messenger RNA, 1446 nt
Organism: Tachysurus vachellii
Lineage: Eukaryota; Metazoa; Chordata; Actinopteri; Siluriformes; Bagridae
Gene: rnaseh2a
Product: ribonuclease H2, subunit A
Exons: 8
Coding region: 394-1317 (307 amino acids)
Biological process (GO): DNA replication, removal of RNA primer; mismatch repair
Cellular component (GO): ribonuclease H2 complex
Molecular function (GO): RNA binding; RNA-DNA hybrid ribonuclease activity
Source: RefSeq, a predicted model, not a curated record
UCUUUCUGUCAGAUUAGCUUCGUUAGCUUUGUUUAGUUCAUUUUCUUCACUCUCGUCUUUAUCUAUCCUUGUUACUGUUUAUCUAGCAAGUGAUAAAAGUGAUUAUACCACAGAUAUAUAAUAUACGGAUAUUUGUAGCACGUAACGCUUUAUUACUUUAUACUAGGAUGAAAGUUAGUUAGCAUGCGACCCAGUAGCAUAUGCAGUGUCCCAAAUAGCGUCUGACUUGAUAAGAAGUUCACUAGAUAGGGCGCAGGAACCCAGAGGUCUCGUGCGCUUAUAUAAGGAGCAGGCUGCUAUUUGGAAUUGACCCCUGCUUUGUUUACUAGGACGUGUAUAGUGUUAGUUUACAGCUUUCUGUCUUCUCAGUGGGAUUUUUUUUUUUGUCCAAACAUGGACUUGAGUGACUUUGAGGCGGAUAAUUCGGUCAGUUGUAGACUGUCAUCUCCAAUCCCUGAGCUGUGCAGGACUGAAGACUGCUGUCUGGGUAUCGACGAGGCUGGUAGAGGUCCUGUGUUGGGUCCCAUGGUUUAUGGAAUAUGUUUCUGUCCAGUGUCCAGAAAAGAGGAGUUGAAGGACCUGAAAGUUGCAGACUCGAAGACGCUGAGCGAGGCAGAGAGAGAGAGCCUGUUUCUGAAGCUGGACAAGGCUAAGAACUUUGUGGGCUGGGCUCUUCAGGUCCUCUCACCAAAUACCAUCUCCACCAGCAUGUUACAGAGGACGAAGUAUAAUUUAAACGCUCUGUCUCACGAUGCUGCUAUUGGGCUGGUGCAAUACGCUCUGGACUGUGGAGUGCAGCUCAAAGAAGUGUUUGUGGACACGGUGGGUCCAGCGGAGAAGUACGAGGAGAAGCUGUCUCAGCGUUUCCCCGGGGUGAAGGUGACCGUACGCCCCAAAGCUGACUCACUCUUCCCCAUCGUCAGCGCCGCCAGCAUCUGUGCCAAGGUGGCACGAGACCACGCGGUGAAAGGCUGGAAGUUUGCAGAAGACUUAGUGCACGUGGACACCGAAUACGGCUCAGGAUACCCCAGCGACCCAAAGACUAAGAGCUGGCUGUUGAAGUAUCUCGACCCAGUGUUUGGUUAUCCUCAGUUUGUGCGUUUCAGUUGGAGCACGGCUCAGACUCUGCUGGACAGCAAAGCCGUCCCAGUGCACUGGGACGAUGACGAGGAGGACGGAGAGAAAUCUGCAGCUCGACAGAAUAACACGUCCGUAUUGUCUUACUUCAGUCGCAACAAACCUGCCAGCGAGACACACACACGAGAGCCGCACCGCUUCUUCACUGAGCGUCGAUUACAGAGCAUUGAUACGCUCUAAACACGCAGACACACACGCUGUCUAAUCUAAACCUCUGUCAAGUUGUCUCCUGGAAAAUCAAGCGUUGUAUUUUUGUUUUAAACAAUUUUCUUAACAUUCAAGAAAUAAAACGUGUAUUUUAUACAUUAA